AUGAACAUAAUAUACAAUGUAAUAGCAUACAUUCUAUGCUAUAAACUAUUAGUAGAAGGAAAAGACGCAACUGGCGUUAACUUUUUAAAUAGAUUUAAUAGAUCGGAUUUUAUUAUAAAUGAUCAAAGGUUUAAACCUUUAGAUUUAACCAAGAAUCUUUCAGGAACAGGUGUUACCAAAUUUGACAACGCCAAGAAAACUGAUGAAGAUGAUAAUCCCUCGUUUCGUAGAUCUAAAUUUUCAUUUAUCCAGAAUGAAAUAAACACAAAUGUGGAAUCAUCUGAUAAAAAUAAAAAUGAAAAAGACAAAUCUGGUGAUAGUCAAAAAAAUACUGAAAUAUCUUAUAGUGAAAAAUCUAAAACAACUAACGAAGAAAUAAUAAAAAAUGGAAAGAAUUUUUAUAUAAGUGGAGGCAUAACAGAAUAUGGAUAUAAUAAUGACGAGGAAUUUUAUAAUUCUUUUCAUGUUAACAAUAAUAGGAAACCAGUUAAAAUUAACAGUUUAUGUUUCGAUUUAACAGACACAGAGAGUUGUCAACAAAAUUCUAAUUGUUUUUAUGAUGGCAUAUACAAAACAUGCUUUCAAAAAUGUAGUUUGUUGAAUGAAUCAGAUUGUUUAAAAUAUAGCGAAUGCAAGUAUGAAAACGGAACAUGUGAAAAUCAUGGAUUUUUGUCAAUUAAGGUUUUUGAUAAUGAUUUCGGGCCAGAUAUACGAUCGUGUGAAUUAUUUGAAUCAGAAGAGUCAUGCUAUUUAAUGGAAACGCGCUAUAAACAAAGUGAUAAUAAUAAUCGAACAAAUUUUAAUUGUGUUUGGCUAACAUACAAUCACGAAAUAAAGAAAAAUAAACAAAAUUCAAAUGAUAAUCUGGAAAAAAUUGAUAUGAAUAGCACAAUAAGUCAAAAUGUAAAGAUGGAAAAACAAAAUGAUGGAAAUAUGAACUAUAUUUUAAGAAAAAAUAAUCCAGAAGGCAUUGCUAAAGAUGAAAAAUUCAUUUCACUUUUAGAGAUAAAAUUAAAUAGUAAAAAGAAGAAAGGAAAUAGUGUAAAUAAGGGAAAUAAAAAUGGUGGAAAAAAAAAUGAUAAUGAUGAAGAAGAAAUUCUAAAUGAUGAUGAAUCUGGCAUUGACUUAGAUGAUAUAGAUGAUGAUGAUUUCAAGGAUGAUGAAGAAGACGAUGAUGGGAUCGAAAAUGAUAAAAUGAACGAACCUCAUGAGGAUAAAAAUAAUAUACAUAAUAAUAUGGAAAACUCAACUUCAAGCGCUACAAUAGCAGAUUCUCAAAAUAAUAUACAAAUGGAGAAAAAAAAUACAGAAGGAAAUAUAAAUGAAGUUAGUAAAAAUCUUGAUGACAUCAAUAAAUUUGAACAAAAUCGCGAACAAAAUGAAUUAUUAAAUUAUAGAAAUAAUAAUAACGAUAGUAAUAGUAAUCAUGAAAGUAAAUUGGAAGAAAGUAUAAAUAUUCAAAAUAAUGGUGAAAAGGAGCAUGAUAUAAAUGGUUCAUUUCCUGAAUUGAUAGAAAAUGCCGUGAAAAUCAGUGCUGAACCAAUUGAAAAUGAAGGUAAAAUAAAUAAUAUGAAUAUAAAUGGAGGUAACAUAUAUGAUUUGGAUAGAGAUAAACAUCUUUCAAUUGAGAAAGAAGUAGUACAGCAUGACUUCCAUAAUUCAUUAAAUAAAGAAAAUACUAAUAAUCCUCAAAAAAAUAAUGAAUAUGAAGAUAUUAUUAUGAUAGAAACUCCCAUUUGUACAAAUUUGAACAACAAGCCUAGACCAUCUGUUUUAUUAGAAGGUGCAUUGCUAGCUGAAAGUGAGGCAGAACUAAGAAAAAUUAAAAAAGUAUAUAAUUUACCUGAAGAAGAAAUAUGUGUUAAACCAGCAAAAGAAACUCAUAUUAUUUAUAAUCCAAACAAGGAAUAUUAUUUAGUGGGAGAAAAAAUUGAAGUUACAUGCCAAAAGGGAUAUAAGAUAUAUGGUAAAACAAAUAAUACUUUAUGUAUUGGUAGAAACAAAAUUAUGCCAAAUAUAUUUUGUGAAUUAGAAAAUAAUAAUGAAUCUAGACACGAAAAUAUUUAUAAACUUAAAAAUGACCCUAAUGUAGGUAUAAAUUAUUCGUUUUCUAUCUUUCUUGGUAUUAUAAUUUUUGUUUUUACCGUUUUUUAUUCGAUUUAG
This is a messenger RNA of Plasmodium berghei ANKA, 2163 nucleotides long. Its product is annotated as apical sushi protein, putative. The coding region runs from base 1 to 2163 and encodes 720 amino acids. The record is from RefSeq and is a predicted model, not a curated record. The transcript is spliced from 4 exons. Lineage: Eukaryota; Apicomplexa; Aconoidasida; Haemosporida; Plasmodiidae.